Messenger RNA from Cutaneotrichosporon cavernicola, 1275 nucleotides. RefSeq lists its product as uncharacterized. Lineage: Eukaryota; Fungi; Basidiomycota; Tremellomycetes; Trichosporonales; Trichosporonaceae. Bases 1 to 1275 code for a protein of 424 amino acids. The record is from RefSeq and is a predicted model, not a curated record. Gene Ontology annotation, molecular function: DNA-binding transcription factor activity. The transcript is spliced from 2 exons. Gene Ontology annotation, biological process: regulation of DNA-templated transcription.
AUGACCGACGCUUCGGCUCCCAACGCCGCACAAGCUACAACAUCCUCGGCAACUACUCCAGUACCACAACAAUCAAAGGACCGUCACGAGCCCCGAGGCCGCAAGCCCAAUGACCAGUUGCCACCAUCGCGUGCUCGUGAGGUGCAGCGCGCAUUCCGCCUGCGCCGCGCAGAGCACCUUGCCGCUCUAGAGGAGCGUAUCAUGAUCCUUGAGGGCGAGAAUUCGCAGCUCCGCGCUCUCCUCUCGCUUCCUGACGCCGAUCGUGGCAAGAUAGGAUCGGGCCCAACCGGCCGCGGCAAAUCCCUCAAGGAGGGUGGUGUGCCGAUGAGCGAGCGUGUCCGUGCCCGCAAGGAGGCGCGCGAGAGGGAGCGCCGUGCACGCGGCUUGCCACCAGCUGAGGACGGUGACUCUGACACUGACAGCUUGUCCGGCCUCUCACCCGGCGGCGUCAGCGUCGGCCUGCCCGGCAAUUCCAACACGCCCAACGGUGUGGGCGGCGUCCGUCCCCAGACGAACACGGCCACUCCCGCUGGCGCGAUGCCUCUGUUCUCGCCCGCUACAGAUCUCCCUGCGCCUUAUAACUUCAACCUCCCCACUCCGUUCCAGCUGCCCAUCUCGCCGGACCCCCAGUUCGCCUUCAACGCGGGCAACCAUGACAACAACAACAACAACAACAACAACAACCCCUUCCCAGCCAUGUUCGGCAUGUUCGACAUGCAGACUCAACAGAACGGGCCUGACCCGAACAGCAACACAAAUAACAACACGAACGCGAAUACGCCUAAUAUGCACGCACCUGUGGACACCAAGUCGCCCAUGUCGCCUGCGACCGCUGCGGCAGCCGCUUCUGCAGCUGCAGCUGCUUCAGCAAACCCGAGCCAGCCGGACCUCUUGACCCGCCUCAAGGCGUGCUGUCACUUGGCCGACUCGCACGUGGUCAACGACCCUGGGCUGUUGAUCUUCGCCACCCGGCUGUGCCAGUCAUUUGCUUGCCCCUUUGGCGGCUCGCACCCGAACUCAGGCCCAGUAGACGACCCGGAACAGAUGCUCCUCGAGGACGCAUGGCGUGCGCUCAAGUCGACGCUCGACCCCGGAAGCGACUCGGACAGUGAGAACCGCAUCAACACGGGCCGCAUGGCUGCGGAGUUAGUCGUCCGCGCUGCUGCGUCGCGCGGCAAUGGCGACUGGAUCAUCUGCCGCUACAAAGAGGGCAUGACGGUCAAGCGUGUCCUCAUCGGCGGCCUCGUCCAGGGCUUAGGCGGCAAGCUUGAGUAG